AAUAAUUUUAUUAAAGUCACUUCUCAAAUAUAUUCACAAACUCCUGGUAUAGUGAUGAAUAUAUUAGCAGGUUUUUUAUUUCUACUGAUUAAUAUAUUGGAAAUAAAUGUUGACGGUGUGAAAUUUAAAAGUAGAAAUCCUGAAGAAAGGGGAUCUUACUUUGAAGGUGAUAUUAUAAUAAACCCCAGUUUAUUUAAAUCUGUAGUAAGAGAUAAAGCGUUCCUUUGGUAUAAGGGAAUUGUUCGAUACAAAAUUUCAUCGGACUAUAAUGAAACACUUCGUAACAUGAUUAUUGAAUCUAUGGCGUAUAUUGAAGAGUCCAGUGAAACAUGUGUUAGAUUUAGAGAAAAAAUGACUAACACGAAACAUUUAAGUUAUGUAUAUUUUCAGUCUGAAAAUGGCAAGGGAUGCGCCAGUCAUAUAGGAAACUUGAGAAAUGGAAUGCAACCUAUAUAUUUAGAGAAGGAUGAAUGUUUUUCAAAUAAAGGAAGCAUAAUUCAUGAAAUAUUGCAUACUUUAGGUUUCUUUCAUGAACAUGUUAGACCUGAUAGAGAUGAAUAUGUACAAGUUUUAUUAAAAAAUGUUUAUCCUAAUGCCAAAACUAAUUUUUAUAAGCAAAAGGAAGAAGAUAUUAUAUACAAAAAUUUUGAAUAUGACUAUUCUAGUAUCAUGCAUUAUUCGUCUCAAACUUUUUCAAAGGGUGGUCAUUUACAAACAAUAGUUCCACUAAAGUCCACAGUAUUAAUAGGUCAAAGACAAGGACUUAGUAAAAAUGAUAUAGAAAGAAUAAAGUUCCUCUAUAGUUGUAAAUCUGAAUAUAGUAACGAUACAAUAAGUGAAUCAGAGAAAACAGAACCGCCCGAAACAAUUCAGUACAUAUACUGUAAAAUUCCGAUAAUCAUUUCUACAAAUCCAGAAGAUAAAAUAACAUCCCUGGAAAAAUUUAUGCAUAAAUUUCAUUGUGAUGAGAAUAAUUUGUAUGCUACAACAGAAAAGCAAUUAGUGGUGAUUUUCUUUUUUAGCAGGGGAAAAAAAAUGGUCAAACCAAUAAAUCGGGGAAAAAUUAAGAAUCUAAUUAUCCUUCUGUUAUUAUUUGUUACUCCACUAAAAGUAUUUACUUUACAAACUUAUAUUCUCAAUUAUCCAUGCAAUGUUGCUUCUUAUAUAAUGAAUUCAAAAAGUAAAAUAUAUCCAGAACAAAAUAGUCCUAAUCCGGAUGAAUUAGGUUCUCAUAUUGAAGGCGAUAUUGUUCUACCACCGAAAAUGCAUAUACAAGAUUUUGACGAUCGUGAAGUAACUCCAAUGUUAUGGAAUGAUAAAAAAAUUCCCUACACAAUAAGUGCCGAUUUCUAUGAGAAUCCAACGGCAUUGGACACAAUUUAUGAGGCGAUGAAAGACUUUCAUGACAAGACGUGCAUUCAAUUUGUUCCUCGCACUGUGGAAUCGGACUAUAUUGAAAUUAAAGCUGACUCAAAGGGAUGUUGGAGUUACGUUGGUAAACAAGGUGGACCACAAACGGUUAAUCUUCAAAUACCCAUGUGUUUGAGAAAGAAGGGAACGGUUAUACAUGAAUUUAUGCACACUAUUGGCUUUUUUCAUGAGCAUCGUAGAUAUGAAAGAGAUUUGUACAUUGACGUUCACUGGGAUAAUAUUAAAGAUGAGGCACAAGUUCACUUUCGAAAAUCCGUUUAUCCAAACGAUGAACUGGGAAUUGCUUAUGACUUUGGAAGUGUUAUGCAUUACUCCAAGUUUGCUUUCUCGAAAAAUGGCGAACCUACUAUUCUUCCAAGGAUGCAGACGGAUAAAACUUUGGGUCAACGUUAUGGAUUUAGCGAAAGUGAUAUUCAAAAAGUUAAUGUUAUGUAUUCCUGUCCACCGAAAAUAGCAAAUAAUACAACAUGGUGGGGCAACAUUCUCUAUUUAAAUCACUAGUUUCGAAUUAUCAUUCAAUUUUUUAAAAAUAGUAAUAAUUAAAUAAUUUUCCUUUUUUUAAAGAAAAUUGUUAAAUAUCAAAAUUAAAAAAUCUAGACCAAAGAGGCAAUUCAUUUUUCGAGAGUUAAAUUAUUUCUUUCGAAAUUUUAAUGAAUGAACUAGGAUUUAAUUUUAAAAAAUUGUUUAAUUA
Messenger RNA from Leptopilina heterotoma, 2122 nucleotides. RefSeq lists its product as uncharacterized. The transcript is spliced from 10 exons. Bases 55 to 1932 code for a protein of 625 amino acids. Gene Ontology annotation, molecular function: metalloendopeptidase activity; zinc ion binding. The record is from RefSeq and is a predicted model, not a curated record. Lineage: Eukaryota; Metazoa; Arthropoda; Insecta; Hymenoptera; Figitidae. Gene Ontology annotation, biological process: proteolysis.